Messenger RNA from Ruditapes philippinarum (Manila clam), 595 nucleotides. RefSeq lists its product as uncharacterized. The record is from RefSeq and is a predicted model, not a curated record. The coding region runs from base 23 to 496 and encodes 157 amino acids. The transcript has 2 exons. Lineage: Eukaryota; Metazoa; Mollusca; Bivalvia; Venerida; Veneridae.
CCUAUUUGUCUGUGAUACUGACAUGUACUGGUCAAGUGAAAGGAACAGAUGUAAUGCAUGCACGUACAUAUGUACAAAUACCUACAAGAGACAAACAAAGUAUUGCGUCAAUGCAUGCCCAUUUUUUCACCAAUCUCUGCUGGGCAAUGAUGUUACUACUGGCGACGUUCCCAGUAAUGAAUCAUCACAAAAACAGUCUGGAUCUGCAGGCUUUAUUUUCAAAUGGCUAUUUAUUAUUGCAAUUAUAGCAACUACUUUCUUUGUAUGCAUGAAAAGAAAAUUGAUAUCAAAGAAAAUAAGUUUUGCAAAGAAAUGGAUAGCUGAUGCUCUGAAUAGCAGACUAUCUCAUCCUCAAGUAGAGCAAAACAAUGGCAUACAUUAUAAUACACAUUCAAACGGUGUAUCAUCUGGACCUUUAGGCAUAUCUGGAAAUCUAACUUCAAGAGAUGAUCUCAGUGGAAAAUCUGAUAUUGAACUUAAAGUAAUGUCAUAUUAAAAUAAAAUGGUUGUAACGUUACAUCAGAUGUUCCAUCAGGAGAAAAGCUGUAAUAUUAUAACAAAGUAUUUACAUAACCUGUGUAAAAAUUCCUCAUAA